AGGGGUGGAGCCCGGACAGCCAUAAAACUGAGGCAGAUCGGCUAAAAGAAAACAGACUCUCGGAAGGUUGUAGAAAAAGGACGACUGGUGGCUCACUUGAGCAGAAACUAGUACAGAUCGUUUUUUUCUCUUAACGGACCGUUUUGGUGGAUUUUCCGAGAUAAAUUUUGUCGGCCGCUUCGACUCCUCAACUAACUCGCCCCAGAGCACGGCAACUUCGACCUUUUUUUUGCCUUGUUGUUAACGGAGCCACCGUGGCGUAAGAUCGGUCUUCCUUUUGUGCGCGAUUCAUACGUAGCUGCAUAUAUACGUGAAUACAUAUAACUCCGUACACACGUACAUUUUGUUUUCGCAGCCGGUAAAAAAGGGAAAGGGAUACGAAAAUGACUUGCACAGUUCGUAGAGUCGUGGCUACUCUGACGUUUCUCCUUCUGUGGCGGGCGGAGGAAGUGGCAGAAGCUUGCAGCUGCUCGCCAGUGCAUCCGCAACAGGCUUUUUGCAAUGCAGAUGUAGUCAUCAGGGCGAAGGUGGUCGGAGAGAAAGAGGUGGAUUCUGGGAAUGACGUCUACGGCAACCCCAUCAAGAGAAUCCAGUAUGAAAUCAAACAGAUAAAGAUGUUCAAGGGCCCGGACAGGGACAUCGAGGCCAUCUUCACUGCGCCGUCCUCUGCCGUGUGCGGGGUGACUCUGGACACAACUGGCAAGAAGGAGUACCUGAUCACAGGUAAAACCGAGGCUGACGGAUCCAUGCACGUGACCCUGUGUGACUUCAUCACGCCCUGGGAGACCAUGAGCCCCACGCAGAAGAAGAGCCUGACCCAGCGCUACCAGAUGGGCUGCGAGUGCAAGAUCACCCGCUGUCCCUCCAUCCCCUGCAUGAUCAGUUCCCCAGAGGAGUGCCUGUGGACGGACUGGGUGAUGGAGAAAAGCAUCAACGGUCGCCAGGCCAACCACUUCGCCUGCAUCAAGAGGAGCGACGGCUCCUGUGCCUGGUACCGCGGGAUGGCGCCGCCAAAGAAGGAGUUCAUGGACAUCGAGGACCCCUAAUCUAGCCAGCCGUCCACUGCGCAGCCUGAUUAGAAAUGCAAGCAGUAAUUCAAUAAGUAAAAACAAAUGAGCAGACAAACGCAAAAAAAAAGUCUUAAUGAUAAAACAAUCAGCAAAAUAAUAAUUCAUAUGGACUAGAACAAGCAACACAGAUAGACUGGGUGAGUGAUGAUGUCACUUCCUGGAAUUGGCUAAUAGCAGGAAAUAUUGUCACCAUUUGAACUCUGUGAAGAAAGCACUUUCUACCCCAAAAAGCGCUUAACCUUCUCUUUAAAACGAAAAACAAACCUGCAAAUUAAAAUUGCCUGCUAAAUGUCUGUCUUGUUACUCUUCAGUCACAAUCCAAAAUCAGGGUGUCUUUGGGUCUCUCUGAAGCCAGAAUAAAAGGUCAAAUCUGAGCACUGCCGGUUGCUCUCAAACCGUGCUGUAACGAGAUUAAUGGUGAGGCAGGACUUCCCACGUUAUUCCCAUAUAUGUUACGAGUCUGAAGAACAGAUGCAUGGGUUAUGAGAUGCAUAUUUUUGAAAAGCAAAGCCGCAACUGUGCCUCCACAGUCAGUGCUCUGGGUAAAAAUGAUAUGGAUCACACACACUUGGCAGAUUAAACUGCAUCACCUCCCAUGAUGCAUCGGUGCAUGCGAGAGACUGAACAGACAUUUGAAGCUGAUUGAACCCUCCUCCAUCAAUGAAAUGCCAAUGUCCUUAGUGAUGAGUGCCCUGAAGGACCUGGGAGUACGACCUAGGGGAGGCCUUUAAGCUGUUAAUUGAUCUGAACCGUUUUGUGGUUGUUCUCUCAUUAAUCGUUAAUCAUUAAUUUGCAUCCGUUAUUAAGCAGCUUGUGGAUUUAGGUUAGGAUCCCAUCAGCAGCAAAUUCUUAUUCAUUCAUCAGCGUCUAAUGUAGCGUUACAGUGCCGUCAUGCACUUCAUAUUAAAACACAGUGACACAGAGAUCGGGUUACGUUACAUUUGGUUUUAACUUACAACCAGUUGCUUUUUUCUUUUGAUGUGACAAAUGAUUUGAUAUGAAGUGCAUAAACCCGACACCGACAGCCAGAGCUGGAACUGAGAAAAGAGAACUGCUGCCUGUGAGCGAUUCUUAAACUGCCACGCUGCUCAAUCUUGCAGGUACAAUCGAAAAACAAGAUAGUGAACUUCGUGUUUUUUUGCUGCAUCCCCUGUUUGCACUACAGCAGUUACCACUGGACUUACCAGCCUGCAGAGCCUUUCAGUGACCCUUCAGCAAAUGGAGCUGCGUUAGGAGCACAACAAAACCAGGCCGAUCCAGUUAGAAACCAAAGAAAAACAUCGGCUCAGGUGGUGCGGCCAACCCGAGCAGAAAGUUUCCAAAUCUAGUGGCCUUUGGUACGGUGAUUUGGGAGGGCUGCGGCUCGAGACCCUUCCACAUAAUGAAUGAGUUAGCGACUGCAGCGCCGUCUUUUCUGAUAUUGCUGCCGCUUAAAUCAUUCAGAGUUAUUGUGGAAGUGCGGUCAACAAAAAAAAAAAAUAAAAGGUAUCUGUGAAUCUGACCCGGUUUUAGCUUGCGUAUCAACCAGCACCCAAAUUCAGAGGUAAAGUGGCAAAUUCAUGUCUUCAUCCAUGAACGGUGAACAGCCACUGUUACAGUAUUAUUAACAUGAUUAAUAAAAGUAAUAUUGAAAAAUUGUUGUAACAAGGAAAAAAAUAUGAAUAACCAGUGCCAGAUUUGACCUUUGACCUCUCUGAGCCCAUUUCUGACGUCUCACUUGUCCAGUCUAUGCCAUUUCGAGCCCUUUUGCUGUGAUUCCCAUUCCAGUUCCCACACCAUGCCCCCCCACUCUCAACCAUUAUAUUCAUUUUAAUAAGGUAUUAUUAUGAUGAUUAUGAUUUGAUUAUUAAUCCUGGUUAGGUGUGGACUUGCACUUUUCAAGGACCCCCUGCAAAAGACACAUUUGGUCAAAAGACAGAUGUCUUAAACUGAGAGGAUUGAAUCCUUUUUUUUGUUAUUUUGUAAUUUUGUUUUCUAGCCUUCUAGUUCUUUAUAGUCCUUAAUACAACUUAACAAGUGGUUUUCUAUUGAUUGUCCUUUGUAUUACUAUUACUAUAAGAUGUGUUUACCGUUUAUUUUAAUUUUUUUUAAACAUGAAUUCUUUUUGCCUAUUCCCCAGUGGAGUGUUGUCAGAUUAGCGUGUUGCAUGGGACUUCAGGCUGUCCCCCAGGGAAGCUGUUUCCUGUCGACCCGCCAGAAGCUUCCGUGCAGAGCCGGGGUGUGGGCCGG
Megalops cyprinoides (Indo-Pacific tarpon) is the source of this 3299-nucleotide messenger RNA. Its product is annotated as metalloproteinase inhibitor 2-like. The transcript is spliced from 5 exons. Gene Ontology annotation, molecular function: protease binding; metalloendopeptidase inhibitor activity. NCBI's taxonomy places the organism in Eukaryota, Metazoa, Chordata, Actinopteri, Elopiformes, Megalopidae. Gene Ontology annotation, biological process: negative regulation of endopeptidase activity; negative regulation of membrane protein ectodomain proteolysis. Gene Ontology annotation, cellular component: extracellular matrix. The record is from RefSeq and is a predicted model, not a curated record. The coding region runs from base 384 to 1046 and encodes 220 amino acids.